Paraglomus brasilianum is the source of this 1923-nucleotide messenger RNA. The record is from the annotation of a GenBank genome assembly. NCBI's taxonomy places the organism in Eukaryota, Fungi, Glomeromycota, Glomeromycetes, Paraglomerales, Paraglomeraceae.
AUGGCUGGAUAUAAUCAAGAAGCCCAUGUCUAUGAAAACACAGCAUCGUCGUCGGUUUCCGAAAUUUCUCCGAACAUUUAUGGAAGUAAACCUAAUCAAUUCUCGAAAAUUCCCAAUUUAUAUAAACUUGCCGAAUUUUAUACGGAUGAAGAUUCAGCACAAAGCAUUGUUAUACAACCAUCUGAUUUAGAAAAAGUUUGUAAUUUAUUGGCCCCUGGAAGCUACCAUUCUAUCUCCGAUAUCGGUUUUGAAAGAUUGGCGGAAGUCCCCAUUCGUCUUAUUGGCUGUUAUGGUAACUGUGAGGUUAUCUUCAAAUGGCUGUUACAAAACAAUGUCAUGGAAGAGUCUAGAUGCAAAGAAUCUGAACAGACUUCUGAGACAGUUUACAAUGAAAAAUCAACAUUGGAUAAUGGGUUCUAUUUACUCAUGCUUAAGCCAGACUUGGGCCUUGUGAUUCUUUGGUCAGAAGAGCGAUUCUAUCAUGACAAUAAUGCUGUAAAUCUUUAUCAGUUUCUCACACGAUUGACAGAUCAUCAAGUUUGUUUAAUGAGCGAAAAUGAUUUAAAGAAAUUUAACUGGAAUUUAACUUCUGAUUCAGGCAAGCAAACAUUGGAUAAGAGUGCUAAUCUUAAAAUUGAAGAACAGAAAAAAGAAAUAACUGUCUUAAUUGAAAAUGGGUUCGAGAUCCAAAUACCAGAAUUGUUUCUAUAUAGUCAAAAUUUAUCAAAAGCUUAUAUUAUAGAAUCAACUACUCUACAAUCUGUAGCUAUUAUGCAAGACCAUAAUAAGUCCACAAUGAUGUCAGAAAAGGUUGAUAUAUUUGAUUCUUCCUGUGAAUUUCAACAAUUCUGGGGACCACUAGUGAAUGAAAACUACUAUGCCUUGAGUGCACCUAAUUUGAGCAUGGAUGGGUUAAUAAUUUUGAUCAAAGACGGUUUAAAUCAGCCUGAACUCUUAGAAGAUUAUGAAAAUCAGUUGAAAGACUUAAAUGACAGAACAGAAAAAAGCAUUAGUGAAUACAAAGAGAAAGUGACUGAGUGGGCCUUUUCAAUUUUGCAAGACAAUUACAGCAUCUCUGAAGAGAAGACCAAAGAAGCCCCUCUAAGCUCACUGGAAGACAGUCCUGAGCUUAAUACGUUCUAUAUGCAACAUAAAGAACUUUGUAAGCAAAUAAAGAGCAUGGCAUUAACAAUUGAUAGCAAGAACUGGAAAUUGUUGAAAGAAAGGUUUUAUUAUUUGAGUGGACUGGCACAAGGUGGAUUUGAUAUAUUUUUAGAUGCUCAAGAAAGCAGAAAAAUUGAUGAAAUCAAAAGUACAAUGCAGAGAGUGGCAACAUUUUUUAUGAACCAAGCAAAUCCAGAAGAAAAGUGUGAUCAAAAGUCCAAGGAAAUUCUUGAGGAAGCUAAAAAAGUGGCAGAGAAGAUAUCAGAUCCAGGUUUUAUUACUUGUCUAUACAAUUUACAGAAACUGACAAGUCCUGACACAGUGAUGGAAGGCAUUAUUACAGUAUUUGUCAAGGAAAUUCAGAAUUGGAGAUCUGAGUUUGCUGAGAAGCUAAGCAAGUAUUUGGAGGAAAAUACAAACCUAAAAGACAAUUACAAGUACUUCAAAAGAUACACAAGAGAAAAGAGACAUAUCAUUGAAGAUGAGUCAGCUGUAUUAAGAACCAAACUUGAAUCAUUGUACUUUACUGGGGUGAAGCUUGUUGUUACAAAUUUGCACAAAAUACCAUCUGAUCAAUACAAGUUGCAUUAUAUUAUUGAAAUAGAUGAUAAUGAGCCUUCUUUGUGUGAGCUCAAGAUAUGUGGUAUAAAUCUUGAGAAGUAUAAGUAUGGCAGUGAGUAUGUGGAAACUUUCCCACAUCUAAGGGUUCUGUAUAUUGACAGGGAGAUGUAUGAAAUCAGGCAAGUUAUCAGAUAUUGA